CGGACCCCUCUGUUCAGCGCACUCUCACUUCGACACGCGCAGACGACUCUAGGAAAGUAGGAAGGUCAUGGCUGGAAAGACAUUCACGGUUGAAGAGGUCGCACUGCACAACAAGUCGGGGGACUUGUGGAUCAUCAUUGACUCUAAGGUCUUUGACAUCUCGCGCUUUGUGAACCUACAUCCCGGAGGUGCCGGCGUACUGCUCACCAAGAACAUCGCUGGAAAAGACGCAACCGAGGCCUUCUUUGGCCUCCACCGUCACGAAGUCCUCCUGAAGCCUCAAUACGCCCGUCUACAAAUUGGGACUAUUGAGGGCCAGAAAGAGGUGGUCAAGCCCUUGGCCGCGGGUGAAUCCUCGCAAGUGCCCUACGGAGAGCCUGCGUGGCUAUCACCCGGUUUCCACAGUCCAUACUACAACGAGAGCCAUCGCAAAUUCCAGAAAGCCGUCCGGAAGUUCUUCGAGGAGGUCGUAUACCCGGACGCCGUCAAGCACGAAGAUGACGGCAAGCGGAUAUCGCAGGACGUCGUCGACAAGCUAUGUGAAUUGAACAUACCGGCCAUGCGCAUUGGUCCCGGGAAGCAUCUGAAGGGGCGGACACUCAUGGGUGGCAUCAUCACGCCAGAGGAGUUCGACCAUUUCCACGAGCUCAUCAUCAACUUCGAGGUCGGCCGGCUUGGAACGCGUUCCUAUGUCGACGCGCUCCUAGCGGGACAGGUCAUUGGUCUACCCCCAGUACUGAACUACGGCUCGCCCGAGCUCCAGGCGCAGGUCGUCCCCGAGGUGCUGGACGGCAAGAAGUUCAUCUGCCUAGCUAUCAGCGAGGCAUUCGCGGGGAGCGACGUUGGUGGCCUGCAGACGUAUGCUGAGCGCGACGGGGACGAGUGGGUGAUCACAGGAACCAAGAAGUGGAUCACCAACGGCACGUUCUCGGAUUACUUCACAACUGCCUGCAGAACAGGGGACGCAUACACGGUCAUCCUCGUUCCCCGACAAGACGCGAUCUCGACCAAAGCCGUGAAGACCGCCUACUCGUCCACGGCCGGAACAUCCUACGUCACCUUCGACGGCGCCCGCGCACCCGUCGCGAACACGCUCGGCAAGGUCGGGCGCGGGAUGCAGGUCGUGCUCAGCAACUUCAACCACGAGCGCUGGAUGAUCGUGUGCACGAGCCUCGCCGCGCAGCGCCGCGUCGUCGAGGAGUGCCUGAAGUGGACCGCGCAGCGCGUCGCGUUCGGGAAGCCGCUGAACGCGCAGCCUGUUGUGCGCGCGCGCCUCGCGAAUAUGAUUGCGCGCAUCGAGGCUGGGCAGAAUUGGCUUGAGUUCGUUACGCACCAGAUGAACAACAUGUCGUACGAUGAGCAGUCGGACAAGAUCGCCGGCACGAUUGGAUUGCUGAAGCAGUAUGUCACCCGUACUGGGCGUGAGACUGCGGAGGACGCGACGCUGCUGUUCGGGGGUCGGGGAAUCACCGCUACCGGCAUGGGCAAACUCAUCGAGAACUACCAUCGGACAUCGCCGUACGAUGCCAUCCUGGGGGGCUCGGAGGAUGUGCUCGGCGACAUGGGCGUGCGGCAGGCGAUCAAGAAGAUGCCCAAGAACUCUCGCCUGUGAGAGGAUAGGGGCCGGCGGAACCUGACUCGCAUAUACCUCAAACCUCUCGUGUAAUUCUACUACUCACAGCUGUAUAAUAGGACUGCGGAGGCCUUUUUUGGACUGC
Molecule: messenger RNA, 1718 nt
Organism: Trametes versicolor FP-101664 SS1
Lineage: Eukaryota; Fungi; Basidiomycota; Agaricomycetes; Polyporales; Polyporaceae
Product: acyl-CoA dehydrogenase NM domain-like protein
Exons: 11
Coding region: 68-1612 (514 amino acids)
Molecular function (GO): flavin adenine dinucleotide binding; acyl-CoA dehydrogenase activity; heme binding
Source: RefSeq, a predicted model, not a curated record